Molecule: messenger RNA, 603 nt
Organism: Hirsutella rhossiliensis
Lineage: Eukaryota; Fungi; Ascomycota; Sordariomycetes; Hypocreales; Ophiocordycipitaceae
Exons: 1
Coding region: 1-603 (200 amino acids)
Cellular component (GO): cytosol
Molecular function (GO): flavin adenine dinucleotide binding; FMN binding; oxidoreductase activity
Source: RefSeq, a predicted model, not a curated record
AUGAGCAGUUUGAGGGGUCCAAACGCACUGGCCACACUAUUAGGAGCAUUGUCCAAGGCCAGGAGGGGAGAACGACUCUUCGUUCGGAUUCGCCACGGGCCCGGCGCGCACUUGGUUAACGAUCAUAAGCCCCUGAUUGCCUUCACCACCGGCUCCGGCAUCGCACCCUUGCGGGGUCUUUUGCAGGCCAGGUCCGCCAUUGCGGCCGAUCGGCCAGCCGCGAGCAAAAUGAUGGAGUUAAAGAUGGGAAAGACGAGCCGAGAGGAUUCGAUAUCCUUGUUCCUUGGCUUCAGGCCCGGCGACGCCGACAUCGUUGCCGAGUCCACCCACGAAGCCUUGGCACUGGAGCUGGUGGAUAUGCUACACUUGACGCCGAGCAACCCGGAAAAGAACCGAGCUCAGGAUAAGAUAUUCAAAGAGGGGGUUGCGAACCAGAUACGGAAUAAGAUUCGAGACGAGGGAGCAAGCGUCUUUGUUUGUGCGUCGAAAGAGGCGGCGGAUGACUUUGCGCGGAAUCUUGAAGCAAUUGUGGGAGUCAAGUCCAUCAGAGAGGUUCUGGGCGAGAGAUGGGUCGAGGAGGUCUACGUAUUCACUGAGGCCUGA